CUGCUCUGCGUCUCGUCUCGUCCUGCACAGCUGAAAGACCUCCCUCUACACACGAUCAGCCUCAACCACCGACGAGAAAGACAGAGAUAUAGACAGAGACAGAGAGAGAGAGAGAGAGAGAGAGAGAGAUGGGCAAGCUCACAGGCGCAGAGGUCGCGCGGCACAGCUCGGCGGCGUCGUGCUGGGUGGUGCUGCACGGCCAGGCCUACGACGUGACGGACUUCUUGCCUGAACACCCCGGGGGCCAGCAGAUCAUCCUCAAGUACGCGGGCAAAGAUGCCACGGCCGAGUUCGAGCCCGUUCACCCGCCGGACACGCUGGACCGGUACCUCGACCGCACGAAGCAUCUCGGCCCCGUCGACAUGGACACGAUGGAGAAGCAGCUCGCGGCGGCCGACCCGGACGAGGAGCAGCGGCUCGAGAGGAUCCGCCGGAUGCCCUCGCUGGACCAGUGCUACAACCUGAUGGACUUUGAGUCCGUCGCCCGCCGCGUCAUGAAGAAGACCGCCUGGGGGUACUACUCCUCCGGCUGCGAGGACGAGAUGGUGCCGCUCACCCACCCUCUAUUAUCAUUGUCCAUGGAUGCUGACAGUUGCUGCAGACGAUGAGGGAAAACCACACGGCGUUCCACAGGAUCUGGUUCCGGCCGCGCAUCCUCGUCGACGUGGAGAGGGUCUGCACCCGCACGACCAUGCUGGGAACCCCCGUCUCGGCCCCCUUCUACGUCACGGCGACUGCGCUGGGCAAGCUGGGCCAUUCCGGACGGCGAGGUCUGCCCUCACGCGCGCCUCCGCUACCCACGACGUCGUGCAGAUGAUCCCCCACCCUGGCGUCGUGCUCCUUUCGACGAGAUCUCCGACGCUAAGAUCUGACCGGGCGGACCCCAAUGGCUUGCAGCUUCUACGUCCAACAAGGACAGAGCCAUCACCCGCCGCAUCGUCGAGCACGCCGAGGCCCGCGGCUGCAGGGGCC
This is a messenger RNA of Trichophyton rubrum CBS 118892, 972 nucleotides long. RefSeq lists its product as uncharacterized. Gene Ontology annotation, cellular component: intracellular membrane-bounded organelle; membrane. The record is from RefSeq and is a predicted model, not a curated record. Lineage: Eukaryota; Fungi; Ascomycota; Eurotiomycetes; Onygenales; Arthrodermataceae. Gene Ontology annotation, biological process: lactate metabolic process. Gene Ontology annotation, molecular function: L-lactate dehydrogenase (cytochrome) activity; heme binding. The transcript is spliced from 3 exons. The coding region runs from base 129 to 608 and encodes 159 amino acids.